Molecule: messenger RNA, 375 nt
Organism: Manacus vitellinus (golden-collared manakin)
Lineage: Eukaryota; Metazoa; Chordata; Aves; Passeriformes; Pipridae
Exons: 4
Biological process (GO): defense response to bacterium; pyroptotic inflammatory response
Molecular function (GO): phosphatidylserine binding; phosphatidylinositol-4-phosphate binding; phosphatidylinositol-4,5-bisphosphate binding
Source: RefSeq, a predicted model, not a curated record
AAAAAUCGACAUGAAUCACUCCUUCAUCCAACAGCUCCAGAGCACAGGCGCCGAUUUGUUCUUGGUUUAUGAAAUCCUGGAAGCCUCAGAGGAGACCAUCUACGAGGAAGACACCAAGGAAGAGUGGAGCUUCUUUGCCUGGAUUUACGCCAAGUUCUUUGGAGAGGCCUCCAGAAAGCAGAUAGAAAAGGCAGUCAUACCCAAGGGCUGCACCCUGGCCUUCAGGGCCAUCCAGAUGAACAUUAGCAAAGGAGAAUGGGAACUGUCUUAUUUUAAAGAAGAUCCAGUGACAGGUUACCAAUUGUCAUAUUUCCCAAGACCAAAAUUAGACACAGUGGACAGAGAAGUUAAACAAUACUGUGGCAUUUUCUCCGA